This is a messenger RNA of Cryptosporidium muris RN66, 768 nucleotides long. Its product is annotated as Ras family protein. The record is from RefSeq and is a predicted model, not a curated record. NCBI's taxonomy places the organism in Eukaryota, Apicomplexa, Conoidasida, Eucoccidiorida, Cryptosporidiidae. Gene Ontology annotation, molecular function: GTPase activity; GTP binding. The transcript is spliced from 3 exons. Bases 1 to 768 code for a protein of 255 amino acids.
AUGUCAAAACUUAAGCCUCAAUAUCAGACAUUUCCGUUGAUACGUAUAACACUGAUUGGACCAUACAAUUCUGGAAAGUCAACAAUCGCAGAUACUUUCGUAAAUAAUCAAUACACAGGAGGCUCAUGCUCUUCGCCGCUUCCUCAAUUGUAUUAUCGUACUAUUAGACUACCUCCAGAUGGUUCAGAAAUUGGUGAUCCAACUUCUAUUUGUGUUGAAAUUGAGGAUCUUCCUGGAAUUAACGUCUCUUAUUUAGACGAAAAGUUUAUAAGUCAUUAUUUCAAUAUGAAUAGGAGAGAUUUAUCAAUCCCUGCGAAAUAUAAGGAUAUCCUACCCUUUUCAAUAUGGGAUCCACCUAAAGUGCCAAUGUUUGCUGGGCAAAAAUAUCAAGCACUCAGCCAAGGUCGAAUGGGUUUUAUACUUGUAUUCGAUAUUAAUGAUUCAGAAUCACUUCAUUCCAUUGAAUUUCUGUAUCAAAAAUUCCAAAAUCUUAUAGAAUCAACAGAGUCAUUUAUAAAACCAGUUGUAUUUUUAUGUGCCAAUAAAUUUGACUUAAAUAUUGAAAAGAGUGUAGUUGAAAAAAACAUAGUACAGAUUGAAAAUUUUGCGAGUAAAAUGUUUGUUCGACUCUGGAAAGUUUCAGCUCUCACAAACAAAAACAUCAACCAUAUGUUCAGAGAUAUGUUAUAUUUAAUAUAUGCAAACGCUUCUCUUUGGCAAAUAGAUCUCAGAUAUUUGGUGAGUCCUUAUAUUAUUGUCAUUGUUUAG